GGGUCGGAGGUGUGGCGGAAGUGGUUCGCGAAGGCUGAGGGAACUGGGAGGGGGCGGUUCCCGUUCGGGCGCCCGGCCGGAUGUCAGCCCCGUAGCCGAGCCGUGACAGGCGUGGCGGAGGGAGUCGAGCCGACUUCGCUUUCUCCUCAGGUUCUGCAGGGUGAGGCUGGGGCACAGACUGGCCAUGGACCCGCUCUCGGAGCUGCAGGAUGACCUGACACUAUCUGAUACCAGCGAGGCCCUGAACCAGCUCAAGCUAGCGUCCAUCAACGAGAAGAACUGGCCCUCGGACGAGCUGCCCGACUUCCCCAAGUCAGAUGACUCCAAAAGCAGCUCCCCAGAGCCCGUGACACACCUGAAGUGGGACGACCCCUACUACGACAUCGCCCGGCACCAGAUAGUGGAGGUGGCAGGGGACGACAAGUAUGGCCGGAAGAUCAUUGUGUUCAGUGCCUGCCGCAUGCCUCCAAGCCAUCAGCUGGAUCACAGCAAGCUUCUGGGGUACCUGAAGCACACCCUGGACCAGUACGUGGAGAGUGACUACACGCUGCUCUACCUGCACCACGGCCUCAGCAGCGACAACAAGCCAUCCCUCAGCUGGCUGCGCGACGCCUACCGCGAGUUCGACCGCAAGUACAAGAAGAAUAUCAAGGCGCUAUACAUCGUGCACCCCACCAUGUUCAUCAAGACUCUGCUCAUCCUCUUUAAGCCCAUCAUCAGCUUCAAGUUCGGGCAGAAGAUCUUCUACGUGAACUACCUGAGCGAGCUGAGCGAGCACGUGAAGCUGGAGCAGCUGGGGAUCCCCCGCCAAGUGCUCAAGUACGACGACUUUCUCAAAUCCACCCAGAAGAGCCCUGCCACGGCCCCCAAGCCCAUGCCGCCGCGGCCACCUCUGCCCAACCAGCAGUUUGGGGUUUCACUGCAGCACCUCCAGGAGAAGAACCCCGAGCAGGAGCCCAUCCCGCUGGUGCUCCGGGACACCGUGACUUACCUGCGGGCCCACGCUCUCAGCACGGAGGGCAUCUUCCGGAGGUCGGCCAACACCACGGUGGUACGGGAGGUGCAGCAGAAAUACAACAUGGGGCUGUCCGUGGACUUCGACCAGUACAACGAGCUACACCUCCCGGCCGUCAUCCUCAAGACCUUCCUGCGGGAGCUGCCUGAACCCCUGCUCACCUUUGACCUCUACCCCCACGUGGUGGGCUUCCUCAACAUCGACGAGAGCCAGCGCGUGGAAGUGACACAGCAGGCCCUGCGCUCGCUGCCUGCCGAGAACUACCAGGUGCUGCGCUUCCUGACCACCUUCCUGGUGGAGGUCUCUGCCCACUGUGAGCAGAACAAGAUGACCAACGCCAACUUGGCCGUGGUCUUCGGCCCCAACCUGCUAUGGGCCAAGGACGCGGCCAUCACCCUCAAGGCCAUCAAUCCCAUCAACACCUUCACCAAGUUCCUCCUGGACCACCAGGGGGAGCUGUUCCCCAGCACCGACUGCCAGGGGCUCUGAGCCCCACCCCAGCCUGUCCCAGAGAGCCCCACUUUGGACUCCGAGCUUCAGGGGGCCAUGAGGGCCCAGAGCUGGAAGCUGGGCACGUCAGCUGCGUUCCUCCUGCCCCGCUGUUGCCCACCUCAGUCCUGGAGGCCUCGCCGUGACCGCUGGGCCUUGUUCUUCGCCUUAUACUUCUCACUGCCUCCUUGGGUCCCCGACUCCUGCCAGGUUCUGCAGAGCCGGCUUGCCUGCCUGCCUCUCUGGGAGAAGGACCAGCCCCGGCCCCACCUCCCUGAUACCCCCCACCCCCACCCUCCCGCCUCUUGCCUGGGCACUGCCAGCUGGACUGGUCCUGCCCCUCCUGCUAUGUGAUGGAGGGCGAAGGUGGAGCUGGCUGGGCUGGGCUUCCCAUCUUUGGGGAUUUCCAGGAUUCAGGAGUGACAGGCUUCUCUGCAUCCACGUCCUGGGACGGCCUUCCCUCAUGGGACUGUCCUAGCCCUGGACUAUGCCCCUUGCCUUCAGGCUGCGCCCAGGGCUGGUUCUUCCAGGACUGGCAUCUUGGAUGGCUGGGUAGAGUCCCAGCAGCCCUUUGAAACACACCCCAGUCCUGCCCCCAAGAACUCCAUAGUGUCUGGUGGGGGCGGGGGCUUGUAACAAGCACUCUCCUAACCCCCAAGCCGGGCCCCCCCUUUCCUUAGCCUAGAAGCUCGCAGACAUGUCUACUGCAGGCUGGCAGGGCCAUGCCCUGGCUGGUGGUGACGCCUUCCUCAGGGGGUGCUGCUGGGUGGCAGUGCAGACUGCUCAGCAGAUGAGCCCCUUCCCCCUAGUACAGCCUCCACUGAUAGUUGACAACCUCCCCCCAUUUUAGCGUAUCUCUUAGAAUUGGUCCUUCCUGGUAAGUCCCGGAGACCCCUUUUCUGGGGCCUUAUGCCUUGGUAGUAAGGGAACGAUCUUGGCAGAGUUUCACUGGGUUUGUGUUGGUGGAGUGUAGGAUCGUCACUGAAAGUCCAGCCCCAUGAUGUGGGGGGGCUGGAGCCUACCCUCCCCAUGGUCCCCACGUCUGCCCGAGUGGCAGCUGUCUCCCUGAUCAGCGUGGCCCCAGCCACUGCCUCCUCUCCCUUUGUACGUCAGCCCGUGUACCGAGGGGCCAGGGGGCUAGACUUGGUCUUUCCCCGAGGGCCCCUCUUCAGCCCUGGGGUGGGCAGGCACUUGCCAUUGGUCUGUGUUGGCCGCCCCAUGGCCCGACUUCCCAGCACCAAUCAUGUAUUUCACCUUUGCACUUUUGUAUUUCAAUAAAAACACGGAAAACUGCC
Molecule: messenger RNA, 2799 nt
Organism: Sorex fumeus (smoky shrew)
Lineage: Eukaryota; Metazoa; Chordata; Mammalia; Eulipotyphla; Soricidae
Gene: ARHGAP1
Product: Rho GTPase activating protein 1
Exons: 13
Coding region: 185-1504 (439 amino acids)
Biological process (GO): negative regulation of endocytic recycling; small GTPase-mediated signal transduction
Cellular component (GO): cytoplasm
Molecular function (GO): GTPase activator activity
Source: RefSeq, a predicted model, not a curated record